AGAGACAAAAUAUCGCUUCGCUCCCCUGAAUCAGUUGAUCGUUGUGGUUCACUUGUGCUUGACGUACUUUCUUGAAGCACAUUCUACUUUUCUGUUUCUCAAGAAACCAAAACAAAGAAAAAAAACAUAAAAACAAAAUAAGAAAAAACUAAGAUGGGAAAGCCAGCUUUAUACUAUGCCACCCUAAGUCCACCUUCAAGGGCUGUUAUGCUUACAGCCGCUGCUCUUGGCGUUGAAUUAGAAAUGCGUCCAAUCAACUUGCUCAAAGGGGAGCAUCUUACACCGGAAUUCAUCAAAAUGAAUCCACAACACACCAUUCCCACUUUGGACGACAAUGGAGUCAUAAUAUAUGACAGUCAUGCAAUUUGCUCCUAUCUAGUUGGCAAAUAUGGCAAAGAUGAUAAACUCUAUCCCAAGGAUUUGGCUAAACGUGCUGAUGUCGAUGCUCGCUUGCACUUGGAUUCAGGACAUUUAUUUGCUCGUUUAAGGAUGCUUUAUGAGCCUAUUUUAUACUAUGGCUCAACUGAUUGUUCAAUCGAUAAGAUUGCCUACAUCCAAAAGUGCUGGGAUAUUAUGGAGAAUUUCCUAAAAGAAUCACCCUAUUUGUGUGGCGAUGAACUGACCAUUGCUGAUUUAUGUUGCAUUGCAACAAUUACAUCGGUGGAUGAAGUUGCACCAAUCAAUGAAACCAAAUAUCCAAAGCUUUUGGCUUGGAUGAAUCGAAUUUCUGAAUUACCUUACUAUAAGAGUGUUAACGAGGAGGGAGCUGAAGAGUUGAAGAAGCUAUUCAAGGAGAAAUUGGCCGAAAAUAAAUCAAAGAAAUAAAAACGUAUUUUUUUAUAUUCAUAAUUUUUUGUAAUUAUAUUAUUCUUUAAUUUUUGUUUGAAAAUAAUUAAAAGACAUAUUAAUAAA
Molecule: messenger RNA, 912 nt
Organism: Eupeodes corollae
Lineage: Eukaryota; Metazoa; Arthropoda; Insecta; Diptera; Syrphidae
Gene: GstE12
Product: glutathione S-transferase 1
Exons: 3
Coding region: 154-825 (223 amino acids)
Biological process (GO): glutathione metabolic process
Molecular function (GO): glutathione transferase activity
Source: RefSeq, a predicted model, not a curated record